AUGUCUGUAUCAAAUGAAGAUUUAUAUAAGUUAAUAAUAGAAGGAAACAACUCCUUAAAACAAGAUUUCAAAGAUCUAAAAUCUGGAAUUCACAAAGAAAUUAACAAUUUAAAGAGUAAAAACGAGGAAUUAGAAAACGAAAAUAGAAAACUAAAAAAUAAAUUACUAGAAGUUGAAAGACGGCAAAAAAAGUAUAAUAUUAUUGUAUAUGGAUUGGAUGGUAACGAGGAGGAAACUGAGAAUAAAAUAAUUGAUCUUUUCAAUGAGACGCUACAAACUCAAUGUAAAACAGCCGAUUUUAGAGAUAUCUUUCGUAUAGGGAAAGUUAAUAAAGAUAUUCCUCGCUCUAUAGUUGUAGAGACACAAAAUUACAAAUUAAAAAAAGAGAUUUUAAAGAACGUCCAUUUAAAAUCCAAACUACUUAAAGAAAAAAAAAUAUUUAUUACCCCAGAAUACGCAACAGAUGAUUAUCUAGAUAGAAAAUUGCUUGGAAGCUUUUUAAGAACUGCAAAAACCAACAAACCGGAUGCCAAAAUACGAAACAACAAAUUAGUCAUCGACGAAGAGGAAUACACGCUAGAAUAUUUGAAAAGAAACCCCGACUUCUUAAAAGUGGAUGAGGCUUGUGCUUCUUCUAAAAAUCUGCAGUCUGUUGAAAAGGAAAUUGGUCAAUCACCAUCAAAAUACGAGAAAGAAAUUCCUAAAAGGUCCACCCGUUUUGGAAAGAAAUAG
Brassicogethes aeneus is the source of this 732-nucleotide messenger RNA. Lineage: Eukaryota; Metazoa; Arthropoda; Insecta; Coleoptera; Nitidulidae. The record is from the annotation of a GenBank genome assembly.